Molecule: messenger RNA, 812 nt
Organism: Mesocricetus auratus (golden hamster)
Lineage: Eukaryota; Metazoa; Chordata; Mammalia; Rodentia; Cricetidae
Gene: Lsm2
Product: LSM2 homolog, U6 small nuclear RNA and mRNA degradation associated
Exons: 5
Coding region: 246-533 (95 amino acids)
Biological process (GO): mRNA splicing, via spliceosome
Cellular component (GO): U6 snRNP; U4/U6 x U5 tri-snRNP complex; catalytic step 2 spliceosome
Molecular function (GO): RNA binding
Source: RefSeq, a predicted model, not a curated record
AGACCCGCCCCCUCUCGGUUUGGCGGUCCCGUCCGCUCUUCCCUCCUUCGCUCGCUCCCCUGGAGCCCGGGCUCAGCCGCGCGCUCUCGGCCCUGGGCGUUUCCCCGCGGCUCCCCCCCGUGGCGCCUGCGUGAUCCCGCGGUGCCCCACGCGCGGGCUCGCGCUCGGGCUCCCGCCCGGCCUCUGGCCCGCAGCCCCCGGCCCUUUCCGCCGCGGCCCAGGCCGCCGCGCGUGGCGCCAGCACCAUGCUCUUCUACUCCUUCUUCAAAUCCCUCGUGGGCAAGGAUGUGGUCGUGGAGCUCAAGAAUGACCUGAGCAUCUGUGGAACCCUCCACUCUGUGGACCAGUACCUCAAUAUCAAACUCACUGACAUCAGCGUCACAGACCCUGAGAAGUACCCUCACAUGUUGUCGGUCAAGAACUGCUUCAUCAGGGGCUCGGUGGUCCGCUACGUGCAGCUGCCGGCAGACGAGGUGGACACGCAGCUGCUGCAGGACGCCGCCAGGAAGGAAGCCCUUCAGCAGAAGCAGUGACACCCCCCCCACCCUGCCCAGUGCUUCAGUGUUUCGUUCUGUUAGUGAUUUUUUCUGUUUAAUUGAAUGGAUGAAAGGGAACAGGAGCGGCUGUCCUCUGUUGGGAAGGGAGGGAAGGAAAGCUGGGAACCGUGAGACCUCCUGGUCCCCGCCUCUCUCCCUUCCCUGGAGAUAGAUGGGCGAGAGCUUCCUAGACCUAUCCAGGGCAACUUGUGAUACACUGGGGGGAAUGAGGAGAAUCUGUCCCGCAUCGGGAAUAAAAUUUAUGAUGCAAACUGA